This is a messenger RNA of Alternaria viburni, 1062 nucleotides long. It is a transcript of the gene HHP1, whose product is annotated as casein kinase I. Gene Ontology annotation, cellular component: nucleus; cytoplasm. The record is from RefSeq and is a predicted model, not a curated record. Lineage: Eukaryota; Fungi; Ascomycota; Dothideomycetes; Pleosporales; Pleosporaceae. The transcript is spliced from 4 exons. Gene Ontology annotation, biological process: signal transduction; endocytosis; peptidyl-serine phosphorylation. Gene Ontology annotation, molecular function: protein serine/threonine kinase activity; ATP binding. Bases 1 to 1062 code for a protein of 353 amino acids.
AUGACGACAAUGGACCUCCGCGUCGGCAACAAGUACAGAAUCGGCCGCAAGAUUGGUAGCGGCAGUUUCGGUGACAUCUACCUCGGUACCAACAUCAUCUCUGGUGAGGAGAUCGCCAUCAAGCUCGAGAGCGUCAAGGCGAAGCACCCCCAGCUCGAAUAUGAGGCCCGCGUCUACAAGUCGCUCGCUGGCGGUGUCGGCAUCCCCUUUGUCCGCUGGUUCGGAACCGAGUGCGACUACAACGCCAUGGUCCUGGACCUGCUCGGCCCUUCCCUCGAGGAUCUCUUCAACUUCUGCAACCGCAAGUUCUCCCUGAAGACUGUUCUGCUCCUCGCCGAUCAGCUCAUCUCCCGCAUUGAGUACAUCCACGCCAAGUCCUUCAUCCACCGCGACAUCAAGCCCGACAACUUCCUUAUGGGCAUUGGCAAGCGCGGCAACCAGGUCAAUGUCAUCGACUUUGGUCUGGCCAAGAAGUACCGCGAUCCCAAGACGCACUUCCACAUUCCGUACAGAGAGAACAAGAACUUGACUGGUACCGCCCGCUACGCCUCCAUCAACACUCACUUGGGUGUCGAACAAUCCCGCCGUGACGACAUGGAGUCUCUGGGCUAUGUCAUGCUUUACUUCUGCCGUGGAUCCCUUCCCUGGCAGGGUCUUAAGGCGGCCACCAAGAAGCAGAAAUACGACCGCAUCAUGGAGAAGAAGAUGACGACUCCCACCGAGGUCCUCUGCCGUGGCUUCCCCAACGAGUUCGCCAUCUACCUCAACUACACCCGUUCCCUCCGCUUCGAUGACAAGCCCGACUACUCGUACCUCCGCAAGAUUUUCCGCGACCUCUUCGUCCGUGAAGGCUUCCAGUACGACUACGUGUUCGACUGGACCGUCUACAAGUACCAGAAGAACGCCCAAGCCAUCGCCCAGGCUGCCAACCAGGGCCAGGGCGAGGAAGACGACAAGGGCCGCGGACGCCACGUCACCACCACCGCCGCUGCCAACGCUGGCACGGCAGCUGGCACCAAGCGCGGUCCGGUCAACGCGCGCCAGGAGGGCACCGGAAUGUGA